AUGUACUUGUAUACCCCUCUCACCGUCGCUCGUUCCAGCGCUCAAAGCAGACAUAUCAUCGCCGCCAUCAUCUUGUUUCUUAUCUCGAUUCUGCUGUACACGCUUUCGUUCCCAUCAGAACAUCAUCUUCCCGAACAUGUUCCAUCAUCCACCAAAGCAUCUGCUGAUGCGACCUACUCCGACUCUCAAGCCUCGUCUGUGAAACCGACCCCUUCUUCCAGCGACCCGACGACCGACCUCCGUGAUCAACGUAUACCAUGCAACGGCCCGAGAGGAAAGCUCAUGUCAGAGAGCUACGACGAUCAGAUCCAUCCACUACACUACAGGGACCUCACCUACCCAUCUCCUCUUAGUGGCUCGUAUGAAACACUCAACCUCGACAAGUCCUGGCUUACAGCUGCCGAGAGAUAUGGUCCCUAUGGUCUGGGAGAAGAGGAGGAAGGUUACAGCAGGAGUCGGGUCGAUUGGUCUACCAUCAACUGGGCAGACCUGCAGAACAGCUGCUCCGAAUCCAACCACCAACGACUCCCCAACGCCUACGCUUUCGAUCACGGCCGCCCGAGAUUCACAUACCGCCGAACAUCAUGGAAGGAGAAGUGGCUGCCUUCGUUUCUCACGACCCCCAACAUCAACCCAAGACCGGCGGCAGAAACCUUUCAUCGCUCGGCCAUCGUCGUCCGUGUAUGGUCUACCUACCAAUACACGCCUGAAGACAUGUGGAACCUGAGGUCGCUUGUUGCAGAAACCGCCCUUGCAAGCGGUGGUGAAUAUGCUGUCUUCCUUCUGGUUGAUGUCAAAGAUAAAGAGGCGGGCAUUCACACAAACUCCGAAGCGUAUGACCGUAUCCUGCGCGAAGCAGUUCCGCCUGAACUCCAGGAUGUUGCUGUGCUUUUCGAUGACUCUCUACUGGAAAGCUGGUAUCCUGAUGUCGUCGAGCAUUUGCCCAUCAUGCAAAUUAUGCAGCCUUUGCAGAUAUUUGCUCAGUUCUAUCCUGAGUUUGACCACUACUGGCAAUUGGAAGUGGACUCGCGCUUCUUAGGACACACUGGCGACAUGCUCGACAAGUUCUCGGAUUUUGCUAGGAAUGAGCCACGCAAGCAGGCUAGAGAAAGAGCGUCCUGGGCAUACAUGGCUGACUACCACGGCUCAUACGACGACUUCUUCAACACGAUUGACCGUGUACUGGACGGCAAUUCUUCUGUAUGGGGCAAUAUUGACAUCCAUGACUUGAAAGCUAUUGGUCCUCAACCACCUGUUGAAGAUCCUCACGACGAGCACUUUUCUUGGGGUGUGGGCGAAGAGGCUGACCUUAUCCUCCUCAACACGUUGGACGAUGUUUCACGCAAUGAAGACUGGCUUUUCAAAGGUUGGCAUCACGGCUUCUCUAUGGGCACGGAGCUACCCCUGUUCGUCUCGGUCGUCGCUCAGGGCCGCGCAAGCUGGAAUCUAUUGAACGCAGUUCAUCACGCCCAAGCAUAUGCGGGCAUGCGUAUUCCGUCGGAAGCCACACUACCCAGUUUCGCUCUUUGGCAUGGCCUCAAGAUUAGUGCUCCUCCAUUCCCCAUGUAUCAGUGGCCUGGUCGCGAUCGUCAUGAGAUGGAGUUUGCUCUCAAUGGCGGCGGCUUGGACGCAUUCCCUGAUGCCAUCGCCAAUGGCCCUGCGCGCUAUCGCGGUAGUUCACUGGGCUUCUUCACAAACGGCAUGACCUGGUCAUGGUGGACGACCUUACCUGAAGAUCUGGCAAACCCUUGGUACAUCAACGAAGUUGACAACCCUAUAUUGCCGGAUAUGCUACUGAACGAGGGCGGUAAUUUGUACGCCCCGAACAUCAUGAUACAUCCUAGGAAGACGAACGGCGAGAAGCCGAAGCAUCCUGGACAAGAAAAAUGA
Molecule: messenger RNA, 1890 nt
Organism: Aureobasidium musti
Lineage: Eukaryota; Fungi; Ascomycota; Dothideomycetes; Dothideales; Saccotheciaceae
Source: the annotation of a GenBank genome assembly